Molecule: messenger RNA, 561 nt
Organism: Cylicostephanus goldi
Lineage: Eukaryota; Metazoa; Nematoda; Chromadorea; Rhabditida; Strongylidae
Source: the annotation of a GenBank genome assembly
AUGGCUGGUUACUCUCUCACGCAGUUCGUCACUGUAAUGCUGCUGUACUAUAUUUCGAAUAUCCUCACAGAUGGGCAGUUCAUGUAUAUCGACAUGUUUUUGAUAACUCUGCUGGCUGUUCUUUUUGGAAACACUGCGGCCUACGAGAAUCUCUGUCCAACGCCGCCUCCUACGCGAUUGUUGUCUGUUGCUAGCAUCUGUAGCGUGCUUGGACAAUUAGCAAUAAUGGGUAGCACACAGCUGCUUGUGUUUCUGAUGACCACAACCCAACCAUGGUUUGUUCCUUAUACUGCUCCACGUGGAUCAGAAACUGAAGAUAAAAGGAGUAUGCAGGGAACGGCUGUAUUCUACGUAUCUGUGUUCCAAUACAUCACUCUAGUCGUCGUUUACUCAAAGGGACCCCCUUAUCGCGACACCCUCUACAGCAACAGACCUUUCUGUGCAUCCAUCGCCUUUGUCACAUUGGUAAUUUUUCUCUUUAAUUUUGAUGCUGAGAAGCGAAAGGUAGUGACUUCAAAAACUAGCGUGCGCACGAAUGUGCACCAUAGGCAGCUCCCCUGA